Syngnathus typhle (broad-nosed pipefish) is the source of this 12602-nucleotide messenger RNA. It is a transcript of the gene dtx3, whose product is annotated as deltex E3 ubiquitin ligase 3. NCBI's taxonomy places the organism in Eukaryota, Metazoa, Chordata, Actinopteri, Syngnathiformes, Syngnathidae. Gene Ontology annotation, biological process: protein ubiquitination; Notch signaling pathway. The record is from RefSeq and is a predicted model, not a curated record. The transcript is spliced from 4 exons. The coding region runs from base 563 to 1645 and encodes 360 amino acids.
CGAACUUCCGGGGUACGUUUUUUUUGGGUUCGAGGCUCGGCCGCAGUAUAUUUUUUUGUUCUAACCAAGGAAGUUUUAAAUGUACAAAAUUACGUGUCUAGGGCGCUGUGUCGCAUCGUAAAAAGUCCAAAGACGUUAUCAGCAGAAGUGACGGUUCCAUUAUUGAGAAGCAUAAGAGUUCAAUUUUGGACGCCAACUCGUGGCAAUACAAGACAACGCGCUUUUAAAGCGCACCACCAGCCCCCGCCUUCUCCUCCUCGCUGUCAGGCGUUAGCUUCACUGGCUAGCAAGGCUCGCCCCUAGCUUAAGGAUCAAAACAAACAAAUGACAGCGGAGCUCAGCUAGCGAGUACAAGACAAGGUGCAGAUAAUAACUUAAAAGUAUUGUUGGAUAUCACUAGGAAAACUGACGGCUGAACCGAUGUUGCGAAAUCGCUAAGUCUUCCGUCGAAGAAUGGCGGACCACCGAGCAGCUGCGAUAACAUUGACUUCGCCGCACAAUCGUCGUGUCUUGCUCGCCUUUUCUCGCCCGCUGGAAGCCUCCGUUGCCAUUGAGAGGAUUUAUGGGCUCACAAGUUUCAUCUGAAGAGAUGAGCGUGCGUGCCGGCCAGGGAAGUGAUGAGGUGCUGGUGUCACAGGCUGUGUGGGACUACCUGGCCGCCGCUGGCAGGCCCUGGCUUCUCGACUUCCAGCACAAGCAGGGCAUGACCGCUGGCAUCGUCCGGCGAGGUGAGAGGGGGGGCUGCUGUGCGGUGAGGCUGCAGCCAGUGUCCGGUGCCAGGCGCGCUGGUGUGGCGGACGCUCCCGUUUCCAGCGAGACUCGCAAAGCCUUCAUUGAUCUGUGCCGCUCUGCCCGCAAGGAGAUGAGCAAGCAGGAGGGCGUCCCCAAGAGGAAGAGGGCCCUGCUGCCCUGUGUGGGGGUCCUGGAGCCAAACGGGGAGGGGAACCUGCUUCAACUGCCAACCCAGCCCCAGUCCCGUCGCUCUCAGAGACAGCAGCAGCAGAAGUUCCGCAAGGCUGCAGAAGAAGAGGCCUUCUCCGUGCUCCACGAGGCAGCCCAACGUAAAGACUGUGGAGCAUCGUCCCACGGCGAGGCGGAUGACAAUACAUCUUGCUCCAUCUGCAUGGGGGACAUUGUAGACAAGACUACCCUGGAGAAGUGUGGCCACUCCUUCUGCCACUGCUGCCUGGAUCAAGCUUUCAAGGUGAAGAGGGCAUGUCCUGUGUGUCGUCUCGUUUACGGCCAGCUGAUCGGUAACCAGCCUGCCAAUGGCACCAUGAUUGUCGAGCGGGAUCCCGCCCUGCAGCUCCCAGGUCAUGAAGGCUACGGGUGUAUCUGCAUCAUUUACAGCUUCCCUCCUGGCUUACAGGCGCCAGAGCAUCCAAACCCGGGUGUGCGAUACCCAGGAACAGACCGUUCGGCCUACCUCCCUGACAGCCCCGAUGGGAACCGUGUGCUAGGCCUGCUGCGCCGGGCCUUUGAACAGCGCCUUACCUUCACGAUUGGUACCUCCAUGACGACGGGCUUGCAAAAUGUCAUCACAUGGAAUGACAUUCACCACAAGACCUCAAUAUGGGGCGGGCCCCGCUGGGACCAACCAAUUUUUUGGACACAGGAUUGUAGUUUUGCAAAAGCUACUGUAUAAAUAUUUCUAUGCAUCAUAUGUGACUGAGAAGAAAAUGGGAAGGAAGCUUACACAUGGUACAGAAGGAUGCAAUUCAGCUUUUCUGUUAAUUGGUUCUUUGUUGAUAAUCACAAUAAUGUGCUUUAAAUUUUAAAACUUGAAUAAAACUUUGUUUGGCACUGUGUUGGGUUUUUAUUGUCUGCCCCACCCCAACAAUAUCAAUUCGUAAUGUCGUCACUUACAGAUUUUUAUCAAUAUCCUCUACAUAUGAGCAUAAAUAUUGUUAUACAUGCAUAUUAGCAUACAUAUUAGCAAUAUCUUCCACAUAUGAAUCACCUUUAGAGUUCAUGUAUGUCAUUUUACUUUUUAACAUUAACUACAAUAACGUUUCUGUUAAUUUUUGACAUUAGCUAGAAUCAAGCGAAAAAAAUAAAAACAGCAUAAUGAGGCUGUUAGAGUGGUGUUUUGCAAGAACCACUCGGGAGACCGUAUGCCCUUUUUAAGCACUUGCAAGUGGAGAGUCAUUCGUCGCUGUGCAUACAGCAAUGAUCGAAUGAGGUCUGACUCAGGCCUCUUGCAAGAGCAUUUUUAUUGAGAGAAACAGGGUGGGGGUGAGAGUGGACAGGAUGGAGUUGAAGCCCCUGCCGACGUUGUGUAAACAGAACAACUUUGAUUGCUUCCUCUGCAGCUGGUCAAUCAGUUCAAAAGAUCUCAGCACUUUGUUCUACUACUUUGUUAAGACAGGACACGUUUGGUUAAUUAUUACAGGUUACAUUCAAACAUAAGCAUAGGAUCAAACGAAUCUAUCAACCCUAACAGAGGUCUUAUCUGAGAACCCUAACAGAGGUCUUAUUUGAGGUUGCGUUGCUGCUGCUGGAGGAACCGAAACAAGAAGGCCCAAACUUACCUCAGCUAGAGCUUUGACUUUUGGAUUAACUCCUUUUUCACCACAGCGGACCACAUCCUUGCAGACGCUGCCCCAAUCCACCUGUAAAUCUCCCACUCUAUACUCAGUUCUGAAUAAGAUCCCAAGAUAACUCCAUUACUAUGGAUUCCAGACAUGGAGAAGGUAUUCUGCCUUUAUAUGACUGAGGCCUUAUUUUUGAAGGUAUUCAUUAACCUUCACUCAUGGCUGUGAACCGCUCCAGCAAGCGUUGGAAAUUGUGGCCUCAUCAAAAUCAGAAUUGGCUUUAUUGACCAAGUUUGUGCAUGCCAAACAAGGAAUUUGACUCCGGUUGAUCUCAGCCUCUGGACAACAUUUAAGUGACUAACAAUAUUCAGGUGACUAACAACAUUUAAGUGGCAAGAGCAGGAUGUUAUUGCCCAGUGAUGUCUCUGAGACUCUGAGUGGUGUGAGUUCAGCCUGGGGGAAGAAGCUGUGUCUGUGUCUGCUGGUUUUGGCGUACAGCGCUCUGUAACACCGUCUGGAGGGGAGUAGUUCGAAGUUCGAAUUUCGAACAGACUGUGACCUGGGUGAGAAGGGUCUGUAGAGAUGUUACUUGCACGUUUCCUGGUCCUGGACAGGUACAAGUCCUGAAUAGAUGGGAGGUUGGUCCCGAUUAUCUAUUCUACAGUCCUGAUUGUCCCAAACCAAACAGUGAUGGAGGUGCAGAGGGUAGACUGGAUGAUGACAGUGUAGAAGGUCUUCAGCAGCUCCUGUGGCAGGUUGAACUUACUGAGCUGUCUCAGAAAGUACAACCUCUGCUUGGCCUUCUUCCGGACGGUCCAUUUCAGGUCUCGAGAGAUUGUGGAUCCCAGGAACUUGAAGGUGUCUGUGGUGAGAAUAGCAUUACUAAGGAUGUGAGGGGUGAAAGUAGCGAAGGGUCUCUCCUGAAGUCCACAGUCAACUUAACCAGGGCUGUGGACUCGGUUCGGACUCGGGGACUCAGUCGGACUCUGUCAUUUUUGCCGGACUCUGUGCUGAUUUUGACCGAGUCCACCGAGUCCGACAAUAAAAAAAAGAGGCAAGACGCAGCCAGAGAGUGCCAGGUUACAGUCAGCGCGGUAGGAGUUGGAAGAAGCAGUAACUCCACCAAACUCGUCGUAAUGACCCGUGAUAUAUGUUAUAUCCUUACUAUUUUCCAGGUUCUUAGAUAGCAAGAAUAGGUCGGACAACGACGUGAAUGAUAACUGCUUUAUUCCUUACUCACAGUGCGUUCACAGGGCGUAGCACAACAACACAGAAUGCCCAUCCCACUUCCGGGGUUUUUCUACUACGGAAUUUGAGUUAGCCCAAAAUACACAACAUCUCUUCCCCUCUUACAAUGAACGUGCUAUAUGCAUGAACAACAUAGUCUUAUGCACCUAUAACUUGACAUCUUCAAGAUCUAUCAAUAACUACCAUUAAACAAUUAUCAUAUAUGGUCCAGACAAUUAUGACAAUAAUAUUCCCAUGAAACCUUAACUUUGGGUGAGUGUGGACUACCUUGAAUUAUACCGAAUUAUAGUGAAAAACCGAUGUCCUACGGCGUCAGCACUAUGUUGUUUUCAAUAAAAACAUGAAGAACUCACGUUUGCGUUAGUCAAUUUUAAUUUUUAUAAAGGAUUAUUCUCAUUUGAUGUCUUUAAAUUCAUCCGUGUUCUGCCAUUGAAGCGAGUGCAUUCAAAGACCAGUCGUACAAACGGAAACGUUUUGUGAUCAAAUCUUUCAUAACGAGAAUGAUUUGAGUGAAUUUAUUUGAAUGAAUAAUUGAGAAGAAAUUUCAGUUCUGAAGGCUCCUUUUGUCCCAGGCAAAGUGACAGAUGGUGGGGAGGGGUGAUAAAAAUUGUAAAAUCAAUUCACUCAAAUCAUUCUCGUUAUGAAAGAUUUGAUCACAAAACGUGUGUGGCUUUUUCUUAAAUGAACACGUUUGACAUUGCCAUCGUGUCAGCUUUUAAUUAUAUUGCGCUGUCAUGUUAAAGCAAAUUAAUAAAUGCAACAAUAUUCAUUUGCUUUGAAAAUACCUGAGUAAUAAAAUAAAAUGGAUGAAUGAUGAUCACAAUUAAGUAUAAAGUCUCCUUUGUAAUAUAUACUCUUUGUAGCCUGUACCCAAAAAGAGGAGUUUCUUUGCAUCGAGGUUUAUGCAAAGAGCUCACGUAGAUAUAUUGUUGCGUUUUGGUGAAGUGAAUGAGUGUUCCGUCUGUACGACUGGUCUUUGAAUGCACCCCGCUUCAAUGGCAGAACGCGGAUGAAUUUAAAGACAUCAAAUGAGAAUAAUCCUUUAUAAAUAUUAAAAUUGACUGACGCAAACGUGAGUUCUUCAUGUUUUUAUUGAAAACAACAUAGUGCUGACGCCGUACGACAUGGGUUUUUCGCUUUCCAAAUAAGGGGUCGUCACUAAUUAUUUGUUUAGAGAAAUGUCUGAGCUAUAAUGGUGUAAUUAAUGAUUAAAACUUGAAAGUAUCUGUUUAUUGUAUUCGUUUAUAUGUUUAAUAAAGACAAAGCCAUCACAAAACUGUUGUAAUUAUUUAGAUUUUGAUCUAAAUUAGCCUUGAAUAAAGACUAAGCAGUCACAUGAAUUAACAGAAGAAAUGGACAGCCGGACUCGGACUCAUGGUCAAGAGGCCGGACUCGGACUCGGUGCAAAAAUCCCACAGAGUCCACAGCCCUGAUCUUAACGGUCUUGAGCGGGUUCAGCUCCGGGUGGUUUUGGCUGCACCAGUGGACCAGCCACUCCACCUGUCUGUACGCAUCCUUGUCACCGUCCCGGAUCAGUCCGAUGAGAGUGGUGUCGAGCUUCACAGAAGGGUCUCCUGAGGAGCAAUCGGUGUCUAGAGAGAGAAGAGCAGUGGGGAGUGUACACACCCCUGGGGGACGCCAGUGCUGGUGGUCCGGGUGUCGGAUGUGAUGGUCCCCAGCCUCACCUGCUGUCUCCUGUUGGUCAGGAAGCUGGUGAUCCAUUGACAGGUGGAGGCAGGCACCGCGAGCUGGAUGAGCUUCUGGUGGAGGAUAUCGGGAGCUAAGUUAACUUAACUUAACUAUUGUGUUGAACGCCGAGUUGAAGUCCACAAACAGGAUCCUGCCGUACUUUCCUGGGGUGUCUAAGUGGCGCAGGAUGUAGUGCAGUCCCAUGUUGACUGCAUCAGCCACCGACCUAUUUGCCCGGUAGGCAAACUGCAAGGGGUCGAGCAGGGGGCCCGUGAUGCCCUUCGGGUGGCUCAACAUUAGCCUCUCAAAGGAUUUCAUGACAACAGAUGUCAGGGAGACAGGUCUAUAAUCAUCCAAAACUGUGAUGGCGGGCGUCUUGGCCACUUGUACGUGGAGCUUUUGAAGCACGAGGGCACCUCACACAGCUCCAGGGAACGGUUGAAGAUCCGUGCAAAGGUGGGUGCCAGCUGUUCAGCACAGACUUUCAGUAAACCACGGUUUGUUGUUGUUGUACGUGCAGAAGGUCUUAGUCUACACACACACACACACACACACACACACACACACACACACACACACACACACACACACACACACACACACACACAAGUCCUCACAAAAGCUGAUGUAUGAUGUCACGGUGUCGGUGAGUUGAACUCUGAGAGAAAAUAACACCAGCUAUAAUACAACACUGACACUCCUUUAAAAACUACAUGCAAUAACUAUUUACUAUUUAUUAUUUACUUUCUGUACAAACCUCAUUCAUGUUAAUACAUAUACCCACAUUGAACACACUGUAAAUAAGAAUUUUUUAACCUUCAUUCUUAGACUAAUAGCUAUAGUGUAAAUAAGAUCUUUCACUUUUAUUCUCGGACUUCCUUUUAUACUUUUUUAAAUUUUGUAUGUUUGCACUAGGAAGGGAGCAGCUAUCCGAAUUUCGUUGUACAACUUAAGUUGUAAAAUGACAAUAAAGGGCAUUCUAUUCUAUUCUAUUCAUGCAGGUCUGAAGUUGCAGCUUCAGACCCCCCCAAUCGGUGCAGUCAAAGCAGGCUUGGAGGUCCGGCUUUGACUCCACGUUCCAUUUAUGCGUCCUUUAUUAUGGAGUAGCAGUGGUCCAGUGUAUUUGUGCCUCUGGUGGGACACACCUCGUGUGUGAGGUUCGUUCUGUUAAAAUCAGCCAAAACAAUGAUGUGAGUUUGGUAGUUUUUUCUCCAUGUCUGUUAUCUGGUCAGCCAGCAGCUGCAUGGCUUCGAGUGCACGUGGUGGAAUGUAAACAGACGCUAUUAUGAUCAAAAACUCCCAUGGUGAAUAAAACAGCCAGGAGUUUAUGAAAAGUGUCUCUAGGAGAGUGCUGCAAGACUCUUUCAACAUUGUGACAUCAAUACACCAACCCUCAUUAAUGUAAAAUAUACACCACCUCCCUUUGUUUUUUCCAUGAGCUCCGUGCUGCGAUCUGCUCGUAGUAGCCGAAACCCAGGAAUCUCGACGCCAUGUUUUCGUCGAGCCACGUUUUCGUCAAGCCACGUUUUGGUGUAGCACAGGGCGGCAGAUCUGCUAACGUCCGGGUUCCUUCGGAAAGAUGGCAAAGAGCAGCCCGUGGGGAAGGUCUGCCUCGACCCAUGGUUCCAUCUUAUCGGAGGCAAUGGCUUUGACCACUUGACCAGAGCCUGCUUAAUGUACCCCUUAGAACCACAACUGCAAGUUAUACUUGAAAAACAAAACCCAUACUUGCAAAAAGAGUUUACUAUUUUCAGGUUUCACCAUUUAUUUUUCAGGUUUUGAGUUUUUUUUCUUUAGUUACAUGUUUUAUAUUCUCAGAUUCACAGCUCUUUUUUUUCAGGUUACCCUCUUGUUUUUUCAGAUUCUAAUCUUUUUUUCCCCCAGGUUAAAACCUUUUUUUUUCGAAUUUCACACUUUUGACCCGAAUCUGGCGUGGAGUCACGAGUAAUAGCUGAACAAGAAUGCUUGGAACAACCCGACUCUUAAUCUUCACGAGCCACCCCCCACGUGACAUUAGAAAAUGUGGCCGCAGGCCCAUGUCUCUCGUGCCCUAAAGCGCUAAUUUCAAAGAUGGUAAAGUUUUUUGCAUUAGCUAUCGAGGUCUUCACAGUGUGAUUACUUGACAAGAAAUGACACGGAAUCCAAUCUCUUGUUGAGAUAUUAAUGUGUACCAGUGGCGGGCCGUGCAUUUCAUGCCUAGGCCUUCAUUAGCGCUCCGCCUGAAUCAAUCCAACCCUCAAUAACUAUUAUAUGGCGAUAAAACCUAUACUGCAGGUACAGCUCCGCCGCAUAUAAAAAGCAUAAAAAUAACUUGGUAAAAUUGCAAUAUUAUUGAGGAAUAUAGCAACAUUUUACUCACCCAAAAUCCUGAUUAUUUGUAAACAAAAUCCAUCCUCCUUUCUUUCCUCAAGAAGAUUUCAAUGACUCUGUUGUGCAGAUUAUCCGUGCGUUUCAGUUCCGUCAAGAAGUCCUUUUCUAUCACCAUUGAAGCUAAUGCUGAAAGUGGAGCCUGCCCUGUCGUAUUUCUGGCAUGUUUUAAUUUGCUUUAGGGCUGAGAAUGCCCGUUCAACAGAAGCAUGCUUUUCUUGAAAGGUCCGUCUUGAUAAUGGCUUUGACAGUAAAUCUGCAACCAAAUCCAUUUCUUCUCCUCCUUUUGCUAUUGUAGGUUGACAAAACAGCUAUUAAAUCAGCACAACAAUAUCUUUGUUUGUGCAGCUCGCUACAGAUGCUCGCUCUGGCUAGUACACUUUGACUAUACUAUCAAAGCGUGUGAAUAUGCUGACGUUUCCGUAAAUUUGCUAGAAGGCCUUGGUGUCGCCAACUCAAAAUCUGAUUGGUUGAAGCAAGUCUGAUCGACAUUUAUUUUAUGCCACAGGGCCCACAGGACUGAUUGUGCAGGCCUCCAGGCAGAUUUCUUUGACCCUGGCAACAAAGAGUGGCUGAAAUGUAAUUGGUUAAAUGCUUAAAUUGUCACGACUCAUCCCCGAUCAUGUCUGUGUGCUCGCCCCUCCCCUCCUGUGUGAUCAUGUCCAUAGUUUGUCAGUGUGUCUGUGUGCUCGCCCCACCCCUCCUGUGUGCCCAUGAUCAGUGCGAUCAUUCUCACCUGCCUCUUGUUACGUGUCUUGUAUAUUAAGUCCUGUCUGUGUGUCACUCCCUGUCGGCGCAUUGAUGAAGUUUUCUGUCAUGAGGUUUGUUUGGUUCUUGUCUUUUUGUCUCACGUCUCUGUUCGGUUCCUGUUGUUAGUUUUGUUAGUCAGUUAUGUCAGUGUACCGAGUCUGUUAGUUUGAGUUUGCUUCAGUAAACCUUGGUCCAAGCUGCACUUGGUCGCCCUGCUCCAUAUCCACCCCGUAAUCGUGACAAAAUGCUCCGACCACUGCAGCGACCAGCGCUUGGACCUUCCUCCACCACCAGGUCCCGUCCGUCUGCGACGCCCGAGCCACGUCCGUGGUCCGAGCAUGUUCCAGCGCGAUCGGCUCCGCUGUCGCCAUCGGACUUCGCUCCAGCGACGCCGGCUCCACGGCCGUCACUGGGACCUCGCUCCCGCGACACCGGACCCACGGCCGCCAUCGGAGUGCCUCCUGGCGCCAUCAGACUCGCGGCCGCCAACGGGCUCCACCCCAGCGUCACCGGACUCGCGGCAUUGCUGGGCCUUGUGCCAACAAUGCCGGACCCGCGAUCGUCACAGACCCUGAUCCCACUGCUGAAACACUGACUCCUGCUGCUGCGUGCAGCUCUGGCGUACGAAUGCCGCUGAUCGCGGUCCGGACUUUCAAGUGCCGCUGAUUGCGGCGAGGACUUUUUUUAGCCGCCCGAGUGCGGUUUUGUGUGAGUAGCCGCCCGAGUGCGGUUUUGUGUGAGUAGCCGCCCGAGUGCGGUUUUGUGUGAGUAGCCGCCCGAGUGCGGUUUUGUGUCAGUGGCCGCCCGAGUACGGUUUUGUGUAAGUUGCCGCCCGAGUGCGGUUCUGUUCCCCAAGUUGCCGUCCGAGUGCGGUUCUGUUCCCCAAGUUGCUGCCGAUUGCGCGUCAGGCCCCCAGUGUGUGCCGCGAUUGUGGCCCUGGGCCCCUGACCGCCGCUGCGUGCAGUUCUGUCCCCCAAGUUGCUGAUGAUUGCGGUUCAGGUCCCCAGUGUGUGCCGCGAGUGUGGCCCUGGGCCCCUGGACGCCGCAGAGUGCAGUUCUGUCUCCCAAGUCGCCGCCCGAGUGCGGUUCUGUGCCCCAAGUCGCCACCCGAGUGCAGUUCUGUGCCCCAAGUCGCCGCCCGAGUGCGGUUCUGUGCCCCAAGUCGCCGCCCGAGUGCGGUUCUGUGCCCCAAGUCGCUGCCCGAGUGCGGUUCUGUGCCCCAAGUCGCCGCCUGAGUGCGGUUCUGUGCCCCAAGUCGCCGCCCGAGUGCGGUUCUGUGCCCCAAGUCGCCGCCCGAGUGCGGUUCUGUGCCCCAAGUCGCCGCCCGAGUGCGGUUCUGUGCCCCAAGUCGCCGCCCGAGUGCGGUUCUGUGCCCCAAGUCGCCGCCCGAGUGCGGUUCUGUGCCCCAAGUCGCCGCCCGAGUGCGGUUCUGUGCCCCAAGUCGCCGCCCGAGUGCGGUUCUGUGCCCCAAGUCGCCGCUGAGUGCGGUUGUUUCCCCAGUCCCCGCCGAGUGCGGUUGUUUCCCCAGUCCCCGCCGAGUGCGGUUGUUUCCCCAGUCGCCGCUGUGCGCGGUUUAAACUAUUUUGAAAACCAGUAGGGUCGUCUGGACUGGUGUGUUUCAUCCCCCCCCGGUUGGGUUUUUGGGACGUCGGAAGCCGUCCCUUGUUCUGUCACGACACAUCCCCAAUCAUGUCUGUGUGCUCGCCCCUCCCCUCCUGUGUGAUCAUGUCCAUAGUUUGUCAGUGUGUCUGUGUGCUCGCCCCACCCCUCCUGUGUGCCCAUGAUCAGUGCGAUCAUUCUCAUCUGCCUCUUGUUACCUGUCUUGUAUAUUAAGUCCUGUCUCUGUGUCACUCCCCGUCGGAGCAUUGAUGAAGUUUUCUGUCAUGAGGUUUGUUUGGUUCCUGCCUUUUUGUCUCACGUCUCUGUUCGGUUCCUGUUGUUGGUUUUGUUAGUCAGUUAUGUCAGUGUACCGAGUCUGUUCGUUUGAGUUUGCUUCAAUAAACCCUGGUCCAAGCUGCACUUGGUCGCCCUGCUCCAUAUCCAUCCCGUAAUCGUGACAUAAAUAUGAAAAUACACAUCUGGAAGCAGCGCAACCAGGGGGCUCGCAAUGAAAGGAAGUGGACAGACCAUUUGGAAUAAUUUAAUACUUCCAUCCAUCCAUUUUCCAUACCGCUUGUCCCCACAGGUGUUGCGGGCGUGCUGGAGCCUAUCUCCAGCAGGCAUCGGGCAGUAGACAGGGGACACCCUGAACCGGUUGCCAGCCGAUUGCAGGGCACACAGAGACGAACAACCAUUCGCACUCACACUUGGGGACAAUUUGGAGUGCUCAAUUGGCCUACCAAAAGAUGUUUUAGGGCAGUGCUUCUCAAAUAGUGGGGCGCGCCCCCCUUGGGGGGCGCCGUGCUAUACCUGGGGGGGCAGGUACUUUUUUUUGCAGUACUAGAAUAAAGUGUAAUUGCGCAUCUUCCCAGCAGGGGGCAGUGGCGCUCUCAUUGUUACUUCUGUGACGUUUGAGACAGUGCAACAUUUUACGACUUACAAGACAAGUUAGGAUAGUCACGGUGGGGAGGGGGGGGCGCGAAUAGUUUUCUUCUUGCUAAGGGGGGGCGUAACAGAAAAUAAUUGAGAAGCACUGUUUUAGGGUGUGGGAGGAAAGCGGAGUGCCUUGAGAAAACCCACGCGGGCACGGGGAGAACAUGUAAACUCCACACAGGGAGGGUCGGAGGUGGAAUCGAAUCGGCACCCUCCUAACUGAGGUGGACAGGCUAACCAGUGUGCCACCGAGCGCCCUUAUUUAAUACUUAUUAAAUACAUUUUGUCCAUGAAUACGUAUUAAAUUAAUACGUAUUCAUGGACAAAAUACAAUUAACAUCAGUCUGUUAUUCAGAUAUUUUUAGGCCAGCAGAGAAGGCCUUGCAGACCCCGACAAACCAUCACUGGUAUGUGUGUGCGUGUGAGUCAGUUUGUGAGUAUGAGAAAGGUGUGUGUGUGUGUGUGUUUGUGGGCUCGCCUUCACACUGAUGCAAAACUUGCGCGUUCUUUUGAAAAUCUGUUCAUUUCACUUGCUACAGCUGGUAUAGGCUAGGACACAAUAAGGUUGUUUCCUCUGCAUUUUUUGGCCAAUUCCAUUGCAGUUCACUACUUUUAGAGCAAGUCACAAACCGGCAAUAAUAGAAGUCAUGCCUGUGAGAACAAAGAGACCCAGAUGAAUAAAUGAUGCAUUUAAUUGUAUUGCACAAUCAAUCAAGGCACAUGUACUUACCACACCGCUACAUUCAAGCUAGCUAACUUUGCAGCAGCAGCGUGGUACGCAUUCUCUAUUCCAUGACAAAUACAUGCCGAUUAAAGCCUUGUGGAACGGAGCAGGGAGAUGAUGCGCGCGACAUUGUACACGCACCAAAAACUUUUGCCGUGUGCCCAUCAUGUGUUGCAGACCAGUCGUAAAGAUGGUGCACAACACAUUGCAUAAGUCACGUGAUGCAAUGCAGUUGUUGCCCGCAGAUACGCUUGUCGGUACUGGAUGAGGGCAAUUACACGGACAUAUGAAGAACCACUUCAUCCUCAGUCAAUUUUUUCAAUCAUUCACUGCCAACCCAGUUAAUAAGGAUCUUUGACAUUAACUUUCUUGUUCCUUGUCCUUGGAUCACAAAACCGGCAUCCAUCGGUCGGCCCAUUUCCCUCACUGGGACAAAAUACUCACCUCUGGUUGAAUAAACAUAACCGUUUUUUGGGUUUGCUGAAAAGUGAUGAUUUUGAAGGUGCAAAUAUUCUGUCUGACUCAUGUUUUACUCGGUUUUAAUACCAAGCAGGAACACAUAUACCCAAUCAGAUAACCCCAGUAUUGAAGUUAUGAAACUUUGGGUAACAUAUUUUUCUUAUGCUGAUACCAUGGAAAUUCAGGCUUAGCAUGUACCGGCGAUUGAGUCUGUUGGUUUGUCUCAUCAAACGCAUUUCUGAGGCCGGGUAAACUUGAGCAAACUGCAGAAUGAACCAAUCAGUGAAGAUUGAACGUGA